UUGUGUGCAUCGCGCCGCACGCUCCUGCGCUUACGCAUUAUAUCGUGCAAUCCUUUGUGUUUUGUGUAUAACGGAAUGUAAUAUUCACCUAAACCAGUGAUUAAUGUAUCGCUCCUGUACUUAAAUCUAAUCAAGAAUGCGCUUGUUUAUAUGAUAAUGUAACGCUUGUUUUGACUAGUAAAGGAAGGAUCAAAGUUUAAAAAGUGUUUGAGAUGCAUCAAACGCUCGUAUCGAGAUCUAUUUCCGGGCGCGGGCUAUUGCUGUUUUAGUAUAAGCUCUGCUCAUUCUGAAGGAAAACAUGCGUGAGCUCGGCCGCGGGGGCUCACUCGUGGCGGCGACCAUAGCGGCGCUGCACAGUCGAUCGAGUGGCGAUGCUAAGCCUCGGCCGUUCAAUUCACGGUCGGCCACCGAGGAGAAUAGAAAUGUCUUGCUGCCCUUGAGAGAAGCUGAAGUGGAAGACUUUUCCUCGCAACGGAAACGCUUUUCGGGAGCCAGCGAGCGUCCCGCGUCAACCGCUUCGGAAGCAUCGGAACGCGAUUCGGCUUCCGUUCAUUCCAGCGAGGCGCCACCCCUGCGAGAGAGCGGUGAGUCGGAUAGUCCCGAGGAAGCGACUUUGAAAUGUUCGAAUUGGACGGAUCGCGCCGGCAUACCUACGCGAGCUGAUUCAUCCGACUGUGACACUUCCACUUCCGACGAAGAGUCCGAAGAACAUGAAUACGAUACUGGCCACGUUGCCGAUUAUCAGACGCUGACUCCUAGCAGACAACUAGAUAAUUCAGCACGUUGUGACAAUGAUUUCAAGUGGAUGCCGAGCGGAGAAGUGAUGGACGAUCCAAGUGAUCCUAAUUUUUUGGCUCGGGUCGAGGAGUUUUCAUCGAACGCUAGCUUAGAUCGAAGACGGCGUCCGGCGAGUGCUCGCAGUGACCGUGACAGAAAAACAAGGUCGUCACUGUCAACGAAACCGCCUCAACAUCCAUCAAGCGUCCGCGCGUCACCGCGUUCGCGACACUCGUCAAGAAAUGAGGAAACGCCUCCAGAUCUACAGCGGCGAUGGAAUUCUUAUGAACAUUUCCGUUGGCCUGAAGGCGGAUGGUGGCCUCCGCCGAUGUGCUGGUGCCACGGCCCACCCGCUCCGCCGCCGUGCUGUAUGCACGAGCGUCCAUGGCCCUCGCACCCCUCGUUACCGGUACCGCCACGUACAUACAAGAACGAUGCAGAGGACCGAGUACGAAGGCUCGAAGCUGACAAGGAGAGCUUGCAGCUACAAGUGCAGGUUCUAUCCGAGCAGAUCGCCGCGCAGACAGAAAAGAUGGCCGACCUGGAGCGAUCACUGCACGACACCAGGCAACGGCUUGACGAUACGGACCAAAGAUUACAGAAGGAAAUGUUACAACGUUCAUCACUGGAGACGCAAAAGCUGGAACUGUUGUCGAAGCUGAGCGAAGUGCGGCUGCGAGCUGCGGAGCGCGGCCUCGUGGAGCGCUCGCCGCCGCCCGAGCCCGCGCCCCUAGCGAGACCUGCGCCGCCCAGGACGCCGCCCGCGAACUACGGGCGUCAGAUCGAGCGCAACACUCACAUGUACUCGUCGCUGCCGCGGUCGUCGGUGCUGAGCUCGGAGGCGCGAGUGGCGUUCGGUAAACACAACAUGGUGGUGGCGCGCGGCCGCGGACACUCUGUGCCGAACUUAGCUGAGAAAGACGAAGCGAUACCGCGAGGUAGCCCGUCUCCUUCGCUCCGAGAAGUGCGUUCUCGCCUGGGUAGUGGCGGUGGCGUGCGGUUAGAAGGGGACGAACUAUCACGGUCUUCCUUAAGAGCCUCUGCACCUCGACAGCGGCCGCAAACCAUGCCUUGGCAAACGACAGACGUUCGACAGUGGGACUGUGAGACGACAUGCGGCUGGCUGGAAAGCCUCGGCCUGGAGUCAUACGUAGGUCUCGCGCGCACGUGGCUCAACGCUUCUCCUGACGCAAGAGGCCUGCUGGCUUCAGCGUCACACACUACGAUAGAGAAGGAGCUGGCUAUAAAACAUCCUCUACACAAGAAGAAGAUAGUUUUAGCUCUUUCAGACUUGUUGGGAGGUCAUGGCGACCCAUUAUUGACAGCAGCUGGACGUUUAGACACGGCGUGGACGUUACGAUGGUUAGAGGACGUUGGGGUGUGCGGCGCGCGCGCGGCCGCCGCUGACGCAGCGCUCGACGGCCGCGGCCUACAUCGUCUGACGCAUACCGACCUUCACACGCAUUUGCGGGUCGCACAUGCGUUACAUGCGCUCUCUAUAAGACGAGGCAUACAAGUGCUACGGGACAACAAGUUCAACCCUGAAACGAUGAUCCGUCGCGCUCCAGAAUCCGAAGUAGUAGAAGUUUCAAUUGAAGGCGAGCAGGAGACCGCCUGCACGCCCGCCGCGGAACUCGCGCGCUGGUCGUCGCAUCGCGUUAUGCAGUGGCUUAAAGAAAUCGACCUCGCCGAGUACGCGCCCAACCUUAGAGGAGCCGGCGUUCACGGAGGUUUAAUGCUAUUGGAGCCGCGGUUCACAGCGGAGCUGCUCGCCGCGCUGCUCAACAUCCCCGCGAACAAAACCUUACUGCGGCGGCAUCUCACACAGCGAUUUAAUGAUUUGCUCGGGCGAGAUGUGAUACAACAGAAGCGUAACGCCGAACAAACGUUGGGCUAUCAGCCUCUUACAGCUACUACCAAAUAUAAGGUGCCAAAGAAGAGUCAGUUCUCGCUGAAGCGCAAGAAGAGCAAAGACGACCUGGAACUGGGCGAGCUGGUGUGUCCGCUGCACGACGACUGCUCAGGUGACCUAACCGCCUCGCCCAUGAUGAAAGUAAAAUCAGCAACAGCGGGCGUCGCGUCGGCUGUCUGUCCCCCGCGUGACGACGCGCGAACGCACUAGUGCACCCCGCCCGUUACAUACAUACUAGUACAGAGCAACAGGGCCUUAUACUAGUCUAGACUGUCAUCUAGCUCUGUGAGCCUAGAGGCGUUCCUAGCCUAGCCCUGUGCGCGAAUAGCAGCUACGGUCCUAGCAGAUUUGAGUCGUGUAGGGCUUUGAACGGAAUGAUAUUUCGCACGCAGUUAACUCACUAUUACGAACGUGGAUCAAUAGAGAUGUCAACUGCAUUUGUUGUUGGCGAACAGAACUGUACUAGUCCACGAAAUUUUUACAGGACAGCGAAAACAAUAAGCCACGACAGAUUGUUUUGAUAUUUAGGAUUGAACUAAUCUGGUUUUGUAUGAAAACGCCCUUUUUGAGGCUAUUUUUAUCCCAUUUCAAGUCCGUUUUUCAUAGAAAAUAAUAACAUGGAUCGACAUAACUGGAUUAAGAUACUAUAAUUAAUAUAUAAUUUAGAAUUAACGGAAGACUAUAAUAUAGUCCGGUUCUAUUCGCCAACUCCUCAUUCUAGUAAUAAAACUUGCAAAGUUGACUUGCUGCGAGUGUUUACAUAGUGCAAGUGACUUGCCAAAGCUUAGGUACUUCUGAAUUUUUAUUGCGUCAAUUGUGCUCGCAGUUUCUUUUUAGUUUUCGAUACGCUUUAACUGCGUGUGAAAAAGUCAUUGUGUACAAAAGUUCAUUCUAACCAAACAAGGCGAAUCAAUAUAUUAUGUUAUCCGCCAUCAACGAAUGGACCAAUAUUGCUAAAGUGGAUGCGACGGGUCUGCCCGCGAAAUUCAAAUUUUAUUUCGUUUUUCGCAAUUUGUAAGCUAAUACGACAAAGUAGGCUUAUGGCAUUCUAUUUGCGACAAUAACAGUAUCAU
Molecule: messenger RNA, 3762 nt
Organism: Maniola jurtina (meadow brown)
Lineage: Eukaryota; Metazoa; Arthropoda; Insecta; Lepidoptera; Nymphalidae
Gene: Liprin-beta
Product: liprin-beta-1
Exons: 13
Coding region: 299-2899 (866 amino acids)
Biological process (GO): neuromuscular junction development
Cellular component (GO): presynaptic active zone
Molecular function (GO): protein binding
Source: RefSeq, a predicted model, not a curated record